Pseudoliparis swirei is the source of this 938-nucleotide messenger RNA. RefSeq lists its product as uncharacterized. Gene Ontology annotation, cellular component: autophagosome membrane; cytosol; autophagosome. Gene Ontology annotation, biological process: autophagosome assembly; macroautophagy; autophagy of mitochondrion. Gene Ontology annotation, molecular function: GABA receptor binding; ubiquitin protein ligase binding. The transcript is spliced from 5 exons. NCBI's taxonomy places the organism in Eukaryota, Metazoa, Chordata, Actinopteri, Perciformes, Liparidae. The coding region runs from base 176 to 529 and encodes 117 amino acids. The record is from RefSeq and is a predicted model, not a curated record.
UUUAGCAGAGUAAGGAGACUGUCGACAUCUUUGACAUCUAUCGUAUUCCCCUAGAUUUUAAAGCAAAUAUUCACUCAAGGCGUUACUUUGAGAUACUAGACGGGUCAAGGGUCCCGUGGAGUACAUCUGGAUGCUGUCGUGUUUUGAGUGAAACUAUUGUUUGUCUUCUUUAAAGAUGGGCAGUCAGUACCAGCGCUCAGUGCCAUUCGAGGUGAGGAGAGCAGAAGGAGAGAGAGUUCGGGCCAAGCAUCCUGACAAGAUACCGAUCAUUGUGGAGAGGGCCACGAGGUCACGCGCUCCUGAACUGGACAAGAAGAAAUACCUCGUGCCCUCAGAUCUAACAGUGGGCCAGUUGUGCUUCAUGAUCCGUCAGCGUGUGUCUUUAAGACCGGAGGAGGCGGUCUUCUUCUUCGUCAACAACUCCCUUCCCCCAUCCAGCUCCCCUCUCUCUGCUGUAUAUGAGGAGCACCACGACGAAGACCUGUUUCUCUACAUGACCUACAGCAAUGAGAGCGUAUACGGUGCCUGAGGCAGGAAGAAAGACUGGAGAAGGAGAGAGAGAGAAUGAGAGGAGACAAAGUGAGACGGUCUGAGGAUUAAAAAGUUAAAGCUCUUUGUAAACACCAUUAUUAUUCUCUAUAUUAGUUUUGAUAAGCAACUACAGUACACGGUGGAAGGAAGGCUGGUAAAGUUAACCUUUGUCAGUAUUUCAGGAUGAGCGUAAUGCACUUAAGUUCACUUCAAGUUAUGUUGACUGCUUACUUGGUGAAAGAGGAAGGAUGAAAAGAAAGAUUGAAUGCAUUUUUUUUAAGUUAUUGAAAUUAUGUUGAGAGCUCUCUUGAUCUUUCUCAGUCAUCUGUAUUUAUUGCAAAUAGUUUACUUUUUUUUGUAAAUUAAUAUCAAACUUUUGUGGGAAAUAAAUUUGAAAAUGCAAACAA